ACAUCACAUGUCACUCACGAUUGACAACAAGCAGUGAACACAACUUCUUAGCCAUUAUCUGCUCAUACCAUGGAUGAGGAAUCAGUCAAACUGUCCAAACUCUUUGACAAAGGGUUCAAUUUACAUCUUGAGUUAAAAGACUCCACUCUUUCCACUAAUGACAGACCAUUUCAGACUAAGGUUUCGGAAGCGAUUCGAGCGCUGGAAGAGUCGACAGGUUUGGUGAACGAGUUGUCACUCUUCAGCUCCAAUGAGUCGGUCGAAGAGAUUGCCACCAAAAACGUGAAAUACCUGUUACUGCCGGCGCUGUUGGCCGACCUGACACUCAUGUCUCAAACCACCCAACGAUCAGAAGUACUGAAAACCGCGGAAAUCUAUUUCAAUGAUUUUAUUCAACGAUUAAAUGAUUACCAAAUCUGUGACAUCGAUAUCAAACGCACCGACAGCUCGUCUGAAGACAAACAAGUGGUGUCUUCUUCGAGGGAACCAUCACUUGAUUCGGCAGUUUUCAACAGAAACGACAAAAUUAGGAGAUAUAAAGAGGGGAAACAGAUGGACAACAGAUUAAUUGAAUUGAGACAACGAAUGGCACAAACAGAUGAAGACAUAGACGACGAAGUUCUUCGAGACUAUUACUUAACACUUCUUAAACGUUGGAUCAGUCUCUCGUUGGAGGAGUUGAGUGCUAUUGAGACUGAAAAACCUAUUUUAGAGCACAUGAAGCUCAUGAAGGCCUCCAACAAAGACGGCAGACCUCGUGGCAAACCGACCGCAUCUCCUAAACUCAAACCAAUUAUUAUCACCAGAAAUGAGAUGCAGAAGAAGGUGUAUGGUUUGGGUUAUCCCAGUCUCCCGACUGUUAGUAUCGAUGACUUUAUCACUCAGAAGGUAGACGAGGGAAGUCUUGCUAUCACUAAAUCUAAUCCAAUAUAUGAUAACUAUCUUAUGGAUUGGGCUGAGAAUCCCGAUAAGAAACGUAUGGAAGACGAGACGGAAGAGGAGAGAAAGGAGAUUCUGGUCGAGAGAGACAAUCCACAGGCGUUGAGAAGAGCCCGUGAAAUGGAUGACUGGAAAGACGUUGACUUUCCCGUUGAGGAAACCGAGAGCUGUAUUACACCCGACGGUAAGACUGGUAUUUGUGAGCCGUUAGUCCGAUGCGACCAACUGUUGUCUUCGAGGAAUUUAAAAGUGUUGCGACAAUCCAUCUGUGGAUACGAUAACGAAGUGCCAAAUGUUUGCUGUCCUAUCGCCAAGAAAGUUACCCAGAGUAUUGCCAAACCCAGACCUACCAGACCCCCAACCAAACGACCAAAAGCUCCGAAAACUAGACCAACUUUAAGGGCAACCACUUCCAUGCCUAGGGAUGUAAUCAAUGAUCAGCCGAGUGGUCCUAAUUCAGGACUGAGACCACGAAAAUUACCAGAAUUGUCCCAUCCCGGUGCCUGGCCAUGGAUGGCGGCAGUUUUCAUAGAGGAUUCCGAUAACCAAGGCUCUUUUAUCGCUCAAUGCGGAGGUGCAUUGAUCUCGGAGCAAGAAAUCAUAACUGCAUCCCAUUGUGUGGUAGAAGGGGGUCAGGUGUUGACGCCCUCGAAGAUCAGAAUACGGUUAGGAGAACACAAUAUCAUGAAGAGGACCAAAGACGACGCGGAAGUCGAUUACAAUGUGAUCAAAGUGACGGCUCAUCCAGACUUUGAACCGCAAACUUAUAAAAAUGAUGUCGCGAUCAUUAAACUCUCGCAACGAGUACGUUUCAAUCGACGUGUUUGGCCGAUAUGUCUGCCAUACGACACACGAGUGUUGACUUCUGAAGAGAAUGUCGGCAGAAGUGGUUUCAUCAUCGGUUGGGGAAGACUUGAGUUCAAUGGGAAGACGAGCGAAGAGUUAAGGGAAGCCUCCAUUGAGAUCGUGUCCAACAAUGAGUGUGGAAAGGCUUUUGACAAAGUGGUCAAAAUUACUGAUGAGUACCUGUGCGCUGGAACUACUGGAUCGACAAAAGAUAGUUGUCAGGGAGACUCUGGCGGACCUCUCAUUCAAGUAGAUCCGGAAAAUAAGAAAUACUAUUUAACAGGAAUUGUCUCAUUUGGAAAACGGUGUGCCACCCCUGGCUUUCCCGGGGUCUAUGCGAGAAUCAUAUAA
Molecule: messenger RNA, 2136 nt
Organism: Oppiella nova
Lineage: Eukaryota; Metazoa; Arthropoda; Arachnida; Sarcoptiformes; Oppiidae
Source: the annotation of a GenBank genome assembly